Parus major (Great Tit) is the source of this 1951-nucleotide messenger RNA. It is a transcript of the gene UBE2J2, whose product is annotated as ubiquitin conjugating enzyme E2 J2. The record is from RefSeq and is a predicted model, not a curated record. The transcript has 7 exons. Bases 68 to 844 code for a protein of 258 amino acids. Lineage: Eukaryota; Metazoa; Chordata; Aves; Passeriformes; Paridae.
CCCCGCCUGCCUCCCUCCCGCGGCCGCGGCCAGGAGGGGCCGCCCGGGGCCUGGCGGCUGCGGAGAGAUGAGCAACGCCAGCAAUAAGAGAGCCCCAACGACGGCGACGCAGAGGCUGAAGCAGGAUUACCUGAGGAUCAAAAAGGAUCCCGUGCCUUACAUCUGUGCAGAGCCCCUCCCCUCCAACAUCCUGGAAUGGCACUACGUGGUGCGAGGGCCGGAGCUGACCCCCUAUGAAGGUGGAUAUUACCACGGAAAAUUAAUAUUCCCUCGAGAAUUCCCUUUCAAACCUCCCAGUAUUUAUAUGAUCACCCCCAAUGGAAGGUUCAAGUGCAACACCAGGUUGUGUCUGUCCAUCACGGAUUUCCACCCGGACACCUGGAACCCAGCCUGGUCGGUGUCCACCAUCCUGACAGGGCUGCUCAGCUUCAUGGUGGAGAAGGGGCCCACCCUGGGCAGCAUCGAGACCUCCGAGUUCACCAAAAGGCAGCUGGCUGCACAGAGCUUAGCAUUUAAUUUAAAAGAUAAAGUCUUCUGUGAGCUCUUCCCUGAAGUGGUGGAGGAGAUGAAGCAGAAGCAGAAAGCCCAGGAGGAGCUGAGCUCCAGGCCUCCCUCGCUGCCGCUGCCGGACGUGGUGCCGGACGGGGACGCGCACCUGGGCCACCACGGGCACGCGCUGCUGGCCGGGCAGCCGGCGGGCCCCGGGCGCGGCGCGGCGCUGCAGCAGCCCCACAGGAACCACGGACUCUUGGGGGGAGCCCUGGCGAACUUGUUUGUCAUCGUGGGCUUCGCCGCCUUCGCCUACACAGUCAAGUACGUGCUGAGGAGCAUAGCCCAGGAGUGAGGGCGUCCCCAGGACCAAAUUCCAGGGGGGUCUGGGCUCGGCGGGACUCGGCGGGGGCAACGUUUGGGGCUUUUGGCCUUGCCGGGUUGAGCCGGGGAUUUGGGUUGAGGAGUCGAAGCAUUGUUGGGGAGCCACUGCAUUUUGUUGCUUUGGUUUGUAGAGUUCUUCUCCGUCUGUGGUUUCAAAAUUGAAAAAUCUUCCAUAAAUUCUUAUUCCAUUGAGUUUUUAAUUCAGGAAAUUUGGGGGUUUUGUCCUUCUUGGGUUGUGGUGGGGCUUUGGGUUGAGGAGUUGAAGCGUUGCUGGGGAGCCCCCUUGGUUUGUAGGGUUCUCUUCCAUCUGUGGCUCUAAAUUUGGAAAAUCUUUCGUAAAGUCUUAUUCCAUUGAGUUUCACAUUUAGGAAAUUUUUGGGUUUUUCCCUCCCUGGGCUGAGGUGGGAUUUGGGUUGAGGAGUCGAAGCAUUGUUGGACCGACUUUGGUUUGUAGAGUUUUCCUCCAUCUGUGGUUCUAAAUUUGGAAAAUCUUCCAUAAAUUCUUAUUCCAUUGAGUUUUGAAUUGAGGAAAUUUGGGGGUUUUCCCUUCCUGGGUUGUGGUGGGGAUUUGGGUUAAGCAGGUUUUACUUCUCACUGCGAGGUCAAAGCAUUUUUGGGGAGCCCCUUUGGUUUGUAGAGUUCUCCUCCAUCUGUGGUUGUAAAUUUGAAAAAUCUUCAGUAAAGUUUUCCACUGAGUUUUGAAUUCAGGAAAUUUGGGAGUUUUGCCCUUCCCAGGUUGAGCCGGGGAUUUGGGUUGAGGAGUUGAAGUGUUGUUGGGGAGCCACUGCAUUUUAUUGCUUUGGUUUGUAGAGUUCUCCAUCUGUGGUUUCAAAAUUGAAAAAUCUUCAGUAACUUCUUAUUCCAUUGAGUUUUGAAUUGAGGGAAUUUGGGGGUUUUCCCUUCCUGGGUUGUGGUGGGGAUUUGGGUUGAGCAGAUUUUGCUUCUCACUGAGAGGUCAAAGCAUUUUUGGGGAGCCCCUUUGGUUUGUAUUGUUCUCCUCCAUCUGUGGUUCUAAAUUUAAAAAAUCUUCAGUAAAUUCUUCCACUGAAUUUUGAAUUCAGGGAAUUUGGGCAUCUUC